This is a messenger RNA of Staurois parvus, 858 nucleotides long. The record is from the annotation of a GenBank genome assembly. Lineage: Eukaryota; Metazoa; Chordata; Amphibia; Anura; Ranidae.
AUGUCUCUGAACAAGAACCACUCUCAGAAUGGGGGAGUCAUUGUUAACAAUGGAGAGAGUGUUAUUAAAAUGUGCAAAGAUGUGGAACUCACAUUCAGUGAUCUGGCUUACAAGAUGGACGCAUUUAAAGGCACCAAAAAGGGCUUGCUGUAUCUCACUCCAUAUAGGGUAAUCUUUGUGAGCAAAGGAAAGGAUCCAAUGAUGUCAUUUAUGAUGCCUUUCUACUUGGUGAAGGGAUGCUCUAUUGAACAGCCUGUUUUCUCUGCAAACUACAUCAAAGGAAUAAUAAGUGCAGAACCCGGGGGUGGAUGGGAAGCACAGGCAUCAUUUAAACUUACCUUUAACAGUGGAGGUGCAAUUGAGUUUGGACAACAAAUGUUUAAAUUGGCAACCAAUGCUUCCAGAGCACCACAACCUCCUAAUGUUGGAUACGGAUACACCCCUACUGCUGUUCCAGGUGCUUAUGGACCUGGUGGAUAUCCCCCUGCCCCAGGAGGUUAUGCACCUGCACUCUCAGCUGGACCUUACCCAUAUGUACCCCCUACUAUGAAUGGAUAUGCUCCAGCACCUCAGCCCAUGGGAUAUCCAUAUGCUCCACCUCAAGGUCCUGGUAUGUAUCCACCUGAGUUGAACCCAAUGUACAUGGCACCUCCACCUCCUUAUCCAGGACCUCCAUAUAGUGCAGCCCAAGCACCUCCUGGUCCCACUGUUUGGUCAGAACCUGGUAUGCUAGGAAAUGGCAAGGCAGCAGAAGCUGCUUCCAGUGCCUAUUACAACCCAGCAAAUCCUCACAAUGUCUACAUGCCUAUGGAACGGCCCCCUCCAUAUGCACCCACAGAUGACAAGAAGACAAACUAG